Molecule: messenger RNA, 1206 nt
Organism: Heterocephalus glaber (naked mole-rat)
Lineage: Eukaryota; Metazoa; Chordata; Mammalia; Rodentia; Bathyergidae
Gene: Gadd45a
Product: growth arrest and DNA damage inducible alpha
Biological process (GO): regulation of cell cycle
Cellular component (GO): nucleus; cytoplasm
Source: RefSeq, a predicted model, not a curated record
AGCGGGGCCCUUUGUCCUCAGUGGCUGGGACGCAGCUGCCGGGUGGUGUCGCGCUCCGGCCCGGCGCGAGCGACUGAGUGGCUGCGGGGACCGAGCGCGCCGCACGCACAGGCAGGAGCAGCCCGCACUCAAGCUUUCGGCGGGGUCCUGCGGCUGCACUAUGACUCUGGAGGAAUUCCCGGCCGGAGAGCAGAAGACCGAAAGGAUGGACACGGUGGGCGAUGCCCUGCAGGAGGUGCUCAGCAAAGCCCGGAGUCAGCGCAGCCUCACCGUCGGGGUGUACGAGGCGGCCAAGCUGCUCAACGUAGACCCGGAUAACGUGGUGCUGUGCCUGCUGGCGGCCGACGAGGACGACGACCGGGACGUCGCCCUGCAGAUCCACUUCACCCUGAUCCAGGCGUUCUGCUGCGAGAACGACAUCGACAUUCUGCGCGUCAGCAACCCGGGCCGCCUGGCCGAGCUGCUGCUACUGGGCGCGGACGCGGGCGGCGAGGGCGCCGCGCAGCCCCCGGACCUGCACUGCGUGCUGGUGACGAAUCCGCACGCGUCGCAGUGGAAGGAUCCGGCCCUGAGCCAGCUCAUCUGCUUCUGCCGGGAGAGCCGCUACAUGGACCAGUGGGUGCCGGUCAUCAACCUGCCCGAGCGGUGACCGAGCAGUGAGGACGCCGAGCCGAAUUGCACCGAAGUUUGGAAAUACCCUUGUAGUUACUCCUCAAUUACUCCCCACGCCGGCGCCGAUCACAGAAACUGAGGCCAAGGCCUGAGCGACCUCGGCUACGUGUUCCGGGGCGGAGUGAUAGCAGACUUUGGAGAUGGGAAGAGGAGGAAAGGAAGAAGCGAGCCACGCGGAGACCGAAACCUGAGUCGAAAGAAACAAAGCUUGCAAAGAACCGCGCAGGAAGACAAACUGUCUGCAUUUGGGAUGGUUGAGUUCCAUUAAAGUCAAACCGCGUUCGCUUUGUCCAAGACGACCGUGCGGCCGUAAUUUGGGUAGUUUUGGUUUCUAUGCUCUCAAGUCAAAGAAAACCCAAAAGGAGUUCAUCACACCUUCUUUCCAACCAUAUUUUAUUGUAUUUUGAUGAGAUGUUAAAUUCUCAAAAGUUUUAUUGUAAAUUGUACUAAGUUAUUUUAUGACAUGAAAGGUUAUUUAUGCUAUGAAAGUUUUUGAAUCACAGUACCUAAAUAAAGCGGUAUGGAAUAACUGCA